AGAAGGAAAACACAUUUCGGCCAGCACAAAUUCACGAAAUACUCUUUAUUCGAACGACACGGGGAUCUCUUGUUCAGUAGAUCACCAGCCUUACUCCGACGUUUAUUACGAAUUAUUCGGUGACUCGGUGACAACUACAUACGUUUCUUUUUGUGGAUAGCUUUAAUUUGAAAUAAAAAGAAAUAUUUGGUAUUUUUGAUAUAUUCUUGCGUUAAGGAAUAAGCGGGCGAGAAAGAAGUGAAAUUUUUUUUUUAUAAAAAAAUUGCAAUUUUUAUUAUUAAAUAAUUAAUAAAGAAAUUUAAACAUAAUGUCUUCAUCCCAAGCUGUACGCUCGUCAAAAUACUCCUACAGGGCCACUUCAACUGGACCCGGUGUGGCUGAUAUUAACAUCGAAUACUCAGCCGAUUUGAGCGCCCUCUCGCGCUUGGAGGACAAAAUCCGUUUGCUCCAAGAUGAUCUUGAAGUUGAACGUGAAUUGCGUCAAAGAAAAGUUAUAUGUAUAGAACUCCAGUUAAGUGUGCAACACAAUCUUCCAUCAAAUGGAAAACCAACGGAAGAAGCGUUUUCGGCUACAGUAGCUAUUAUAAACCCAUAA
Teleopsis dalmanni is the source of this 595-nucleotide messenger RNA. Its product is annotated as paramyosin, long form-like. The coding region runs from base 308 to 595 and encodes 95 amino acids. The record is from RefSeq and is a predicted model, not a curated record. Lineage: Eukaryota; Metazoa; Arthropoda; Insecta; Diptera; Diopsidae. The transcript is spliced from 3 exons.